Paracoccidioides brasiliensis Pb18 is the source of this 213-nucleotide messenger RNA. RefSeq lists its product as uncharacterized. The transcript has a single exon. The record is from RefSeq and is a predicted model, not a curated record. Bases 1 to 213 code for a protein of 70 amino acids.
AUGCCUUUUGAGCGUAGGAAGUCUAGUGUUGCGACUUCACUCUUCAGUCGCGAGUUGUUUGGGAACAGUGAUGGAGUAUGGAAUCUUGACGAUGACUUCUACGACAUCGUCCAUGGUAAGAAGUACUCUGUAAAACCCGCCUUCUGCAAGUUUCCUCACGUGGGCGACCUUUUCGCGAUUUGCGCUCUGCACUGCAAUCUUGUUGAGGACUAA